Nothobranchius furzeri (turquoise killifish) is the source of this 11902-nucleotide messenger RNA. Its product is annotated as transmembrane protein 132C. Lineage: Eukaryota; Metazoa; Chordata; Actinopteri; Cyprinodontiformes; Nothobranchiidae. The record is from RefSeq and is a predicted model, not a curated record.
UUGAUUUUUUGCGCCCCGAUAACAAAUAAACAAAAAAGUGUUUUCCUCCAUCACAUAGAUGGUGUUUGGGAGCAGAAGACGCCCCCCGAGGUGCGCCACUCGCAGCUGCUGUCACCGCUUUCCUCCCCGCUGAGUCUCUCGACGCGCAUUGGACGGACUGACAUGCGUAAGCUCCAGACAGUGCAGCCUGUAGUCCGUCCGUCCACACAAACCUAGGCACGGAGGUUUGGAACCGGACUUUGGGGAAACAUCUGCACCACUUGGUGCCAAGGUCUAUUAAGAAGUGGCAGAAGAGGAGCGCGGCCGCUGUGACGGACUGCUGCAGAGCUGCUGGAGACUUCCCGGGGCGCCAGGCUGGAACGCAGCACAUCUACCCUGCUUGUUAAUGCAACUUGAACUUUUCUGUCUUUACAUAUUCCACCAUACAUGAUACCGGACGGGAGAUACUUCGAUUCGUUCCAAAGUGUUGGACUUCAAGCCUCUUCGCCAAAGACAACUUCGGGAAUCUGCCACGCAACAUUUGCUGUUUUUGUUGUUUUUAGGGGGGUAAAACUGCUUCUACACUCCCUGAAAAUAAUGGUGAAAAUGCACCUCUGCAGAUGUUUCAUUGUUUAGCAGUGCAGAUGCAAGAGAGACUGAUGCAAUUCUCUAAGCUUUUCGUUUCUGACAGAUUUAAAUACGAAAUUAGACAUUUGUGAAUCUGCGUCAAAGCCAGCCCAACUUCCUGGAUGAGGCGUCCAAAAUAAUUUUGUAUAAACGACGCUGGAUGUGGGAAUUUGCUCCACAAACUAAGAAUUUUCCACCUGCAGAUCAGUUUUGAAGGGAUUUUUUUGUAUUUUUUAUUUUUAUUUUUUAUUAUUAUUUUUUUUUUGUUUCCUGAAGGUUUAAAGAAACAUGUUGCACAUCCUGAUACUUCAGUCGGUGGCAAUACUUUGGGGAGUAGCUGACUGUCGAGUGUUGGAGGCCUUGCAGAGAUACUCCUCCAUCCCCACCUACCUGCCUGUCAACUAUCAGCUGCUAAAUGCCGACUUGGCUUUUUUCCUGAAGGAGGCCAACCAGGACUUCAUGAGGAACUCUAGCCUAAUGACACGGACUGAGCCUUUCUUCAUCUACCAGGCCAGAGCUCUGCCCUCAGUGAAUGCCAGCUAUGGGCCUCUGUCUGUGGAGCAGCCGGUCCCUAUCGAACUCCUGCAGAUCCCAGGGACGUUUCCUGCCUCUUCUGUUUUUACCUUUAACUGGAAGGUGCAGACAUUUAUCAUGAAUACACAGAUUAAUUUGGCUAAGCCCAGAGUCCAGGUGCUGUUUUAUGUUGCAGGCAGGAACUGGGAUGACUACAGCACAAUUGACAAGCUGCCCUGUGUACACAUGUUUGCUUUCCAUGAAACCCAGGAGGUACGUGGCACCUGCCAGCUAAAGGGAGAGCUGGGACUGUGUGUGGCUGAGCUGGAGCCCCUAGCCAGCUGGUUCAGCCCACCUAGCGUGGUGCCAGGACGCCAGAGGAAUGUGGAAUUGUCCGAGGGCACACCGGUGGAGCUUUACUACAUGCUGCAGUCCACAGAAGAAGGAGAUUGCCACACAGAUGAGUUCAGAAAGGACAGCUUCACUCGUUCAAGCCAGCAGGGGAUGUUUGGUUCCCACACCUCCACACCACUGAAGAGGAUUGGAGGAGUGAGGCUGUACCAGAAUGCCCCUGAGCCCCCUCUUACUGAACAUAGACUGGAUAAUAACUUCAUGGUGAUGAUUCCAGCCACGCCCAUGAGACAGAGGGAAACCGUGUCUGCUUUUAUCUCCGUUUCUGCCUACUCCACUGUGGAGAUGUUCACCCUCAGAGUGAAGUUAAAAGAGGGAGUGACAUUUCUUGGGGCUCGCCCCAGCAACCCCACUCAGUGGAUCGUCAGCCAGGAUGUGAGGAGUGAAGGCCACCGUGUGGUGACUCUCCAUUGCCGCAGGAAGGAAUCCACCUACGACAAGCAGAGAUCUGAGAUGGGAGCUCAGAGGGUGCUCCAGGUAGAUCUGAAAAUGGAAAGCUUCCCAGAGCUGACAGGCAGUCGCUGGAUGGCCUGGCAGGUGGCGUACCCAUCCAGUCGCUCCACCACACAAGAGGCUGAGACGGAGAUCCGCCUGGCGCGGGAGGAGCUGGCCGGCAUGGUGCCUCUGGCCAUGGACAGUGAGAUUCUCAACACGGCUGUCCUGACUGGAAAGACAGUAGCCGUUCCAGUCAAGGUGGUGACCAUCGGAACAGACGCCUCGGUAACGGAUGUCUCUGAAGCGGUGACGUGCCGCACGACGGAUGAGGAUGUGGUAAAGGUGUCCGACAGGUGCGACUAUGUUUUUGUGAAUGGCAAGGAGAUGAAGGGCAAGGUGAAGAUGAUGGUGAAUUUCACUUAUGAAUACCUGGACGCUCAGCUGGAGCUCAGCGUUUGGAUUCCUCGCCUUCCGCUCCAGAUCGAGGUGUCGGACACGGAGCUGAGCCAAAUCCGGGGGUGGAGAGUUCCCAUCGCUGCUUCGGGUCAGAGGUCUACAUGGAACAGCGAAGAUGAGGAUGAUGAAGACAGGAGAGGGCGCAGCUGUACUCUGCAGUACCAGCAUGCCAUGAUCAAAGUCCUGACCCACUUCAUUGCUGAGUCAGCAGAUCCACGAGGACAGCCCGCCUUCCUGCUGGGCACUGACUGGCAGGUGGACAUCACAGAGCUCGUUUGGGAAUUCUUGAAGGUUGAGAAUCCACAGAUCGCAAAGCUGCUGGAGAGGAGGAUUUUGGUUGGACUGGACAUGGGAAUGACCACUAUUCAGGUUUUGUCUCCGCUGUCGGACUCCAUCCUGGCAGAGAAAACUGUCAUAGUGCUGGACGACAAAGUGACCAUCACAGAACUGGGGGUUCAGUUGGUGACGGGCCUCUCCAUGAGCCUGCAGUUAAGUCCAGGAAGCAACAGGGCCAUCCUGGCUACAGCCAACACACAGGAAGUCCUGCAGAACCCCAAACAGGAGGCCCUAAUCAGUGCCUGGCUCCAGUUCAGCGAUGGCUCCGUAGCUCCUCUAGACCUCUACAAUCCAGACUUCUUUGUCCUGACAGCCACCUCCCUGGACGAGGAGGUGGUGACGGUGCAGCAGGACCCCUCGUGGAAAUGGCCUGUCAUUGUGACACAGGCGGAGGGACAAGGUCUGCUCAUCAGGGUGGAAAUGACGGUUUGCGAAGUUUGCCAGAAGUUCAAGCGCCGCAGCAUCCUGGCAGCAGGGAACUGCAAUGUCAGGGUGAAGUUUGGUUCUAGUGACAGCUCCAGGGGAGGGGGUGGUGACUACAGCCCAGACGGAGAUGAUGUGGGGAACAGAGACAGGCUGUCCUCCUCACAGGACAGGACUGGUCCCGACUCGCACUACUACGGAAGCUCCAUCUCUGACAUAGAGGAUGGGGUGUUGAGGAGAGCAACCACUACCAGAAGCGCAAUAAUACGCAGACCUAACGGUGGUAAACUUUUAGAUGACGGUAGCCAGAACACGCCUAUUGACUUUGCUGACUCACCUGCACAAGUAGAUCUCCCACAUGGACACAACAUGGAAGAUGACCUCAUUCAGAGCGGUCGCGGGCUCACCGACCUAGAAAUCGGCAUGUACGCCCUGCUGGGGGUUUUCUGCCUCGCCAUUCUGGUCUUUCUUAUUAACUGCAUUUCCUACACCCUCAAAUACCGCCACAAGGAGCUCUCCAUUGAGGGCCAGGAGAGCCUGAACCAUGCCCAUGACUGGGUAUGGCUUGGCAAUGAGGCAGAGCUGCUAGAGAGCCAAAUCAGCCUUGCCCCUCAGCAGGAAGAGCAGACCUCCAUGAUGGACUCGAGUAGCGGUAUUGAGGAGGGCAGCCACCUGCUGAACGGAGGCUCGGUCCAGAAGAACGUGCAGGGACAGGUGCACUGGCCGGCAGACACAGUGAAGGACAGCAAAGGAGACUCCCCCACUACCAAGAGGAAAAGAGUCAAGUUCACUACAUUCACCGCUAUUACAUCAGACAGCAGCUACACCACCGUCAACACACGCACUGGAGCCCACGGCCAGGAUAUUAAGUGGGUGUGUCAAGACGUGCAGCUGGGAGACUCAAAGGAGCUGCGCAAUUACAUGGAAAGUUUAAAUGACAGUGCUUUAAAAGAGGCGGCAUAAUAAACUGUGCACUUGUUUCACCCUUUUGCCUUCCAGAGGAAAGUGGGUCUUAGCAGACCCCUGUCAAGUGGAAGAGGAGGACAUUUAACACAGAAUCACCCCAAACUGCCACGGGCCAAUCAGACGAAGAGGAUUCCACUGACACAUAUGAGGAGACCAGGUGGAUCUUUUCCCAUUAGCUCUGUUAUUAUUGCAGACUUUUGAACAACGUACUGAGUCCAGGAUUCAUGUGGCAUUCUGAUGGAUUUGGAUACAUUCAGAACACGUGUGCACACGAGCUGGUUUUGGAAGUUUUGUAUCACAUUGCAUAGAAAUUUUGUACGUCCUCCUUCUGUGGAAGAAUUCUAGAAAAGGUCAAAGCAGGCCGAGAGGGAUUUCUGCAUGCCGAUGGGUAAAAUACAGGCACAAGUUCCCUUUUUUAAGAAAAUAAUAAUAAACCUCCUUAGCAAGGCAGAAAUCUGUUAUGUAAAAACAAAACAGUCUCUAAACCAUUGUAUUGUUGCUCUGUAUAAUGUAUUUUCAUAACAAUUAAUGAAUACACAACAGUGUCAAGCGUGUGUAGCAGCAUUUAUUGAUUGCACUAUCUACAAGGCCAUUCAUUUGCAUUCUCAGCAGGUAAAGAUGGCUGACAGGAAGCCUAGUUUAUGAGAUGCAUUUUAACCACAAACGUCUGUCCAAGGUGAGCAGUGGAAGGAAAUUCAUCUUGUCCAUUAGGGCGUGAAUGUGUAGGAGCUUUCAAACUAAAACGCUUGACAAUGUGAUAAUGUGAAAUUUCACACAACCCCCUCACAAUUUUGAGGUUUGUGAGUUUGUCACUUUUUGAAAAUAACUUUUAAUGUCUCGACGGUCCUUCAGUAGCAGAACAAAUAAAGGACAAAUCAGAAUUCACUCAGAGCGCGCUGGAAUAUAAGAAAUCAUUUCAGUACAAAAUGUAGACCGUUUCUCUGUUUUCCUCCAAACGUGCAGAUAAUUGCACUAAUAAUAAUAAUCACGUCUUAUUACACUCUAAGCAAAAGCAUUCAUCUGAGAAAUUAUUUCUCUAUUUUCCACUGGAUGUUAUUAUCUUCUCAGUGGGGUUGGUUAAUUGUGUGUUAUUCCUCAUGAAGCAGAAAAAUGCUCUCAUUGGUUGUUAGAACAUGGGAUCUAAUUGGUAAUCAGAAAAACUUGAGCCUUUCAGAUUAAGGUAGAUUUCUGCUUCAUAAUCUUUAGGGUUGGUAGCAGAAAAUACAAUUGUUUCGUCAACAACUAGUCAAUUAAAAUAAGCUAGUGAAAUCAAAACAUUUAUGUUUUUUUAAGUGUCUAAAACUGGAAAGCAUGCAGCUUUGUCAAGGUGGCUUAAGGACCCUAAAAUUGGAGCUUAAACUGUCUUCAAUGCUAAAUUACAAAGGAAACAGAGAUCAGUAUGACAACAGUAAGACAAAGUUAUUUACAAAAAUGUAAGAUCUAAAUUCAGGACUGUUGUGUUUGUGGUGCAUUCUCAUGCAGCUUUCCUCCUGAUCUAUUCCCAUUUUUCCUGCUGGCCCCCCGUUAGCCAUGGGGAAUGAAGUCGCCGUCUGUGUGCAGCGUGCGGGGAUUGGAGCUGCUGCACUCACCCUGAGAAGAGCCUUAUGGGAUGACUUUAACAGUCAGCCACAAGAUUGAUGGGGGUCUUUUGUAAUUAAAACACCUUUGUGAUUGUUACCAUGACCAUCAUCGAUGGCGUCAGCCUCUGCAGGUAGGAACAGAGCAACGCAGGCCAGUAAAGACCCACCGUGUUUAUCCUCCUGAGCUUUAGAUGUGUUCGCACCUGCUGGGAUGUGGCAGGAUGUAUGACUGAAUUCACUUCCGAUCCUCCGGUGGGGUAACUCGACUCAGUUUUGUUGGCCUUGAAGUCUUGACUUCCUUGAAAGGAAAAGGGAGAGAGAGAGAAAGAAUCUCCCCAGGCUUUCAUCUUAAAUGGAUUUUUAAUUAAAUUGAUGAUGUGAGACCAACAAACUCUUACUAAUGGUUGGCUGUGCUCCCUGUGGUCCUAAUGUGCGAGGCCCGCAUUUACAAUUUCCAAAUAAUUAUUCGCUGUGUGAUUUAUGUUGCCUCCUUGAAUUCCUUUUAAAAGUUGGUUCGCAGUAGUUUUACAACAGCUGAAAACACACAAAUGCAACAUUGGAGGGGAGCGAAUGAGCAGGACCCGACAAGGUCAGGCCGACACGCUGGGCUGACCAAGUGUUUUACAGAUGAUUCCACAGGGACCUACAGUAAAGACAGCACUGUUCAUAAAAACACCCCUGUGCAAAGUGUGUGUCCUGAAAUACAAUCUGAGCAGUACAUCACAGGUGGGGUACACACACACACACACAGAAGGGACCAUCUUUUCACUAAGUUAUAUGUAACACAAAGACAAAGCUCCAAAAAGAUAAGGCUCAAAAGACUGUUAUAAAACUGCUCAUUGAUACCCUCGCUGUAUGUCAUUUAAACCGUGCCCCCAUUUGUACCCAACGAUAACGCACAGUAACCGGUGGGAGAUGGGUUAGGGUUCCAACCAGCGGGGUAAAAAUGAUUUCUACUUCCUACAACUCUGCACAGGAUCAAGUUACUUUAUGUAAUAGUUAAAGUGAUCACUUAUCAACACCAGACAGUUUUUUUUAUUUAUUUUUUGCAUUGCUUCAAUUUUUGGAAUUUUGAUUUAUUUCUUAUUCAACAACAUUAGAAACACGAGUGAACGUGUAAAGCCUUGUUCACAGCGCAUAUGGAAAAGAUUUGGUCUGGUUUUCUUGUGGCUUUCUCGUAGACCUAAAAUCAUUUAGUCUUAUCAGAGCGUUCUCGCCGGCUGUGGUGUGGCGGAUGCAGAGCUCUGGAAAGUUCCUGCAUCGAGUCUAUUUUAUCCAGACACCGCAUGCAGAUUGUCAUGAAGUUAAAGAAAUUGCUUGAGCCUAAAAGGAAGUGAGAUGUGGAACCGUGAGGUACAUCCAGUAUAUUUCAAAAUAAAACCUGUUAUUUUUGCCAGCUCUUGUGGAAGUAGAUAUCUGGAGAUGAUCCGCCGUCUGUAGCAGUGCGUCCAGAAGUUUUAAGGAAACCGGAUCGCAUCCUUUCCAUGCUAGAUGCUAACAAGGGGUAGCUGAAGCCACCCUGAAAUAAUGAAAUAACUUAAGGCCAUUAUUAAAGACCUAAAACCAUAAUAUUCUAUUACUUUUAUCAGUAAAAACAUGAAUAAGUAUUGCUGCUAUAAAGGCAGAAAAGAGCUGCUAUGGAAGCCUGGAUGUCCAAGUAGAAGAUGGGGAAAAAUAGUUUUUUUUCACUCGUCAGUGCUUGUAAUUACAAUGGUAUGGAAAAAUAUUCAUAUGCUGCUGAUGUGAAAAGCCAACUUUCUGUCAUCAGCCAUGUUGUUUUUAAUGAUCACUUUGAGAAAAUUUUGAAGAUUCGGUUUUAUGAGACUGAAUAGACACCCUACCUAACCACUCCGUUGAACCAUUAGGGCAGUUCCCAUACCAGACAGUCAUAGAAGAUGUCAGGACACUGUCCAACACAUAGAAGGAAAAAAAAAAAACAGCAGCAUUCGUGCUGGCACUUGUCAACCUCCUCAGAUGGAUAAUAGCUCAAUCAUAGUGUAUGAAAUACACAUAUUGACUGCUUCCAGAACGUGUACUCAACUAUUUUUGAUGGAAACAAAAUAGAGAUGUUUUGGGUUUCUGAAAAUAUAUGUAAAAAAAGAUUAAAACUACAAAAGCACAAUUGAGCCAAGAGACAAUCUACUGUGGUUUUUAAUUGGGCUUUAAAAUAAAACAAUGUACUAUUACGUUUUAGUUACUGGAAAAUGUGAAACUGUGUGUUUUGUUUUCCAUUUGAUCGCUAACAGUUAGGCACAUAGACGCUGAAUAUGCUGGUGAAGGUUCUCAGUCGUCCAGGUCAUGGUAAUCCAAAAGGGUUCAAAUGAAGGCAACUGAACUUCUUUGAUUGCUUGAAGACAUUUCACUUCUCAUCCGAGGAAUUUUGUCAAUUCUGACUGGAAUAUGGGAGAGUCAAGUUUAUAAGCUGUAACUGUCUAUUGUUGUUAAAUGAGCAGAAACUCACUUUGAAUAUCCCUCCCCCCUAUGCCCUGAAAAGUGGUUAGCCGCUAUUGUGAGGGAGUCGUGUUGAUAAGAUUCAAGAAGGUGUGACCUAAACGGAAACUGCUUAGGAAUGAGAUUCAAAGCUGUGUUACUGCAAAGGUGAAUAUCUAAGCCCCCCUCCCCUAUUUAAAAUAGUUUUUUCACAUUUGACAUAGAUUGCUUCCUUACUCCUCUCUCAAAUCAUCUAACUUCCCUGUCCAGAGUGUGUACUUUGUCAUCUUCAAAGGUCUGUCCUUGACUGGUGCAGAAAGUAAAAUCAGCAGAACCCCACACAGGUCAACAUAAACUAAAUAUCAGCAUUGACUCAAAACUCCAACAACACGCUCUAUAAACUUCAGUAGGCAAUAAAGUUUUAGAUAUCACUAAAAAAGGCAUUCUGAUAUGUUGGACCAGAAAAACAAAAAGGGCAAAAUGCACAAGGGAACAACAAAUCAAGCAGCUCUCUGAGACAGACUAUUUUUUUAGAUACCUUUUAGAGCAGAAGGUCAGAGGGCCACAAAGAUACACCUGGCAGCAAGGCGAUAAGAGAUUUAUCUUGCUACCUGCACUGUUUUAUAGGAGUCAAGUCACAUUCUGAACAAAUAAGAGGCUCUAAACUACAAGGCCUGCUUGUAAUAAUCAGAAUUGGUGCCAUAAAUCCAGAUAAAUGCCUGCUAUCGAAGUGCUUUACGGUUGCUUAUUUCACAGAUGAUGUGUCUGAACGAACAUUUUUUAUUGGUUUUUGUGCUCAGUCCUGCAGAAAACUGUCUGAAGUGACAAGAACAAAUUCUGCAGAACAUGGGGCAGUGAGGAGCUCUAUAUACGGUAUCUGUACAGCUGUAAUCCCCUUCAAGGAGCAGAACAUUGGCAGGUCUGGGUGAUGCCGCAUGCCUCAUCUUCGCUCUAAUCAAACCGCUCCGAUAACUCAGUGGCCUCGUGUAAAUACGGAUGAUUACUUACUGAAGAUAGCUGAUUUGACUAAUUGGCCUUUUUCUGAAAAUUAAUUAGCUCAUGCUAAUUAACAUGUGAUGACACUUUUUAAUCCUCUGAUUACUGGAGCAACAUCUUUGGGAGCAUCUGUGAGCUGCUCAUUACAUAGGUAAGAGUCUGUAAUGCAAUUAAAAGCAGCUUAACAUCCUGCAGAUUAGACCUCCUUAAGGUCCCAAAACAACACACACAGCCGGACAAAGGCCUUAAUAAAGUCAGGGGAAGGCACACAGUUGCUAUUCCCUCUCUUUAUGGCAGUUUGUUUGAUACCAAGUAGUUCUCUUGAAACACAAAGUAAACAAUUAAUUGGAAAAUGUUGGAAAGGGAACCCAGCUGAACUAAUGACAGGAAAGAGAGAGUGGAAGAUCCAGAGGCAGGGCGGUCUGUCAGGUUGUUGUCUGAAGAGGGGGGUGGGGGGUGGGUAUUGCAUGUUUCAUACAGACAAUUCAAUAUACUUUUCAUAUGCAGUAAAAUAAAAAGUUAGAACAACAAAUUAUUUAAAAAUAAAAGACUGAGCAGAAGAAACUAGCUUGCUUUCAAGCCAUCUUCUACCUUUAAUUUUCUUUUCUUUUACGUAGAUUAGUGCUUCAUACGGUCAGCUGAAUUCAGCUUCUGAGCUUAGAGCCUUUUGUUCGAACCAUUGUAUCAAACCCUUUUCUAUGAUACCACCACCUCCGUGUUUCUCCAGUAGAAGGUCCUUAUUGUCACAAAGCUGUUUGCUGAGGUAGGUCCCAAAUGCAGGACAUUCAGGUAGUAGACAAGUAUCCAUCCAUCCAUCCAUUUUCUGUACCCAUUUAUCCAUGCAAGGUCAUGGGGGUCUGGUGCCCAUCUCCAGCGUCUCUGGGAAAACAGGCGGGGUACACCCUGGACAGGUUACCAGUCCAUCGCAGGGAGCAGCCAGGUAAAUGACUUUGAUCUAUUUAUUAUAACCAGUAAGGUCAGGAACACGUACAGGAGGAACAAACAUAACAAAAGGAACCGAAAAACAAUGGCUACAGACUGAGUUUAAAUAACUGAGGAGGAAAACACAAAAUAACUGAAGAAGACAACAAUAAAUCUCAAUAAACUAAAAUUAAACUAUGUUAGAAACUAAAGGCUGAAAUAAACGGGGAGAGACCAAAUGUGGAUAAUAUAACCCAAGGAUAUAAAACAAACUGAAGGCCCGAGUGACAAUGAUAAUAAUCUAAACAGGAAAUAAGGAGCAGGAAAACAUAAUGAGCACUAGGAAAAAGGCUGGACUGAGGGAAGAACUAAAAACUAAUAUGGGGAAGACAACUAAGAGAAACCCAAGGGUAAAAGGUAGCAGGCACAAAGGGAUGCUAAGGCCAAUCCUAAAGCAGAGGAGAAUACAAUAAAACAAACAUGAUCAUCUAAAUGAAUGGGAGAAAGAAUAUAAUCAAACUUAACAAACCCAGAGUAGUCACAGAAAUAACUUUAAUCAGACCGAAGGAAUAAUUAAGAAAAAUUUAAAGAAAUUUAACCAAUGAAAAUCAGACAUUGCUUUUCAACCCUGCUUCAACAGAAUUACAAAAAUGAGGGUACACCUAGAAAAGACUGAAAAUAAUGUGACCAAAGGGACAUGUUAAUUCAAGGUGUGUCCACUAAUUAGCAUCACAGGUAUCUACAAUCUUGUAAACUGUCAGGAGGCCUCUCUAUACAGGGCUCCAGGUAGUCACUGUGUUGUUUGGUGACAUGGUGAGUACCAACAUGUCACCAAACAUGGUGGUACUCACCAUGGACCAGAGGAAGUGAAGGAAAGAGUUGUCUCAGUCAUAGACAAGCAUGUUAAGGUGAAGACUAUAAGACCAUCUCCAAGCAACUAGAUGUUCCUGUGACUACUGUUGCACAUAUUAUUCAGAAAUUUAAGAUCCCUGGGACUGUAGCCAACCUCCCUGGAUGUGGCUGCAGGAGGCUCUGUUAUGCUCUGAGGCUGCUUUGCUGCAUCUGACACAGGGUGACUUGAAUCUGUGCAGGGUACAAUGAAAUCUCAAGACCAUCAAAGGAUUCUAGAGAGAAAUGUGCCGGCCAGUGUCAGAAAGCUUGGUCUCAGUCGCAGGUCAUGAACAAUAACCCAAGAAUAGCUCAGAGGAAAACAUUGAACUAUUCUAAUUGUGGCUUUCUAUGAGCCCUGACCUCAAUCCGAUUGAGCAUCUUUAGAAGGAGCUGAAACCUGCCAUCUGGAAAAGGCACCCUUCCAACCUGAGACAACUGGACCAGUUUGCUCAUGAGGAAUGGCCCAAAAUACCUGCUGAGAAGUGUAGACAUCUCAUUGACAGUUAAAGGAAUUGAGUGAUUGCCUCCAAAGGUUGUGCAACAAAAUAUUAGGUUGGGGUAUCAUCAUUUUUGUCCAGGCCUGUUCCAUGAGUUUAUUUUUUUAAAUAAUUCCAUUGAAGAAUUGUUGAAAAGCAAUGUCUGACUUUCACUGGUUACAUUUCAUAAUUAAUUUAUUUAUUACUACUUUUGUUAGAUUCAAGUCAACUCUGUGACCAUUGUGGCUUUCUCUUUCAUUGACCGAAGGUUACCAACACCUUUGUCCAGGUCUGUCUGUUGGCUUAUCUACUGUAUCACCUAAACAGGAAAAAUCUAUUUUACACUCAUCUUUGUUUUGUCUUUAGUGACCUCACAGUUCAUAAGCUUCAAUUUUGAAUUUGUUUAUUUGGGAGGCGUUUGUUUUUAUCUGCUCUUUUCCAUUUCCCACACACACACACACA